Echinostoma caproni is the source of this 954-nucleotide messenger RNA. The record is from the annotation of a GenBank genome assembly. Lineage: Eukaryota; Metazoa; Platyhelminthes; Trematoda; Plagiorchiida; Echinostomatidae.
CGUAUCUACUCCAAAGAUCCACACAGUUUCAUUUUCACUCGCCCCGGUGUGGGUACCUUAGUCAAACAGUUGGCUCUCGAUUUGCGUGCCAUUUUCGAACCGUAUACAGCAACCCGACUGAAAACGCACAAACGAAAUGUAUUGAAAGAUUUUAUCGCUGUCGCCGGUCCGCUGCAUGUCACACACUUGCUGUACUUGACUCAUCCACAUGCGGACAAACGAACUGAGAAACGUCAGAGACAGCUGGCCAAAAAAAGAGCCGUGGAUCUAAAGAUCGAUAAUACAGAAUCUCUAUCGGACAAGGAAAAUCAAACGGAUCCUGCAGCCGCUGAGCCAGUGAAAUCAUCCACCGGAGGGGUGUAUCUACAUCUCGUGCGUGUUCCACAUGGACCCAGCCUUACAUUUUCCGUGGCUGAGUAUAGUCUGAAAAGAGAUGUGAUCACUUUGGUUCGGCGAGUGUUCGAUUCACAUCAGGUUCGCACUCCUCCGUUGCUGGCGAUGACCGGUUUCGGAGCACUCUACCCAGAUGCGCCUGGUCCCAGACAAUUGGAACCGCCACCACCGCACCUACGACUUGUGGUCGACAUGUUCCAGAACAUGCUUCCUCCGUUGAAUGUACAGAAGCUUAAACUAAACACUGUUCGACGAAUUUUGCUCAUCAGUCGUGAAGUAGACCUUUCAAGUAGCACCACUUCUUCUGACGGUAAAACCAUCUAUCCGGACGAUGUGAUCUACAUUCGUCAUUAUCACAUUCGUACAGAAAACCGCACGAUUAGCCGCGCACUACGGCGUCUCAGUCUGGGUGGCGCUCGGGCGAAGAAACGUCGAGUGACGGAUGCAGAUGUGCCCAAAGCAUUGCUUGCCCCCGGUUUGGGUCCGGGUGGUUCAGGAAAAUCCUCUGGAGUGCCAAAUUUGGCAAAAUACGUGUGUGUGGAAGAUUUUCUUACCAAGUGA